AAGACGUUAGAAUGUAUUCGUUUACUUUGCUCUUCUUUUUAGUUAUCUUUGCAUGCAAAAAUAAGACAACAAAGAGAAAAUGUAAUGGAAUUUCUGACACUGUGAAGGGUAAAGACAAUAGCACAAUUCAGACAAUGUUUGGGGGAAGGCAUCGUUAUGUCUUAUUCACAAACUUAUAUCUAGGCAAUAGUCAGUUUCUCCCAUGAUUCCAGGCAUAUGCACCCAACAGUCCAUUUCGUUAUUACUUAUCACUGCCCUAAAGUUCCAAGAAAUGACGAAAUCAGUCUCAUUUGGCAUACAGCUACUUUUUCAGAAGGAAACAAAGCAGAGAAAAAAAAUCGGAGAUAAAUUCAUAUCUAGUAACCACUCUCACUUUUAUUCUAGCUUUUGUAACUGAAAUUGCUGGACUUGCGAGCAAUUUUCCCUUGCUCAACAGAAUUAGGUGAAAGAUCGCUGGAGAUGACUGACAGUGUUAUUUAUUCUGUGAUAGAGUUGUCUACUGCAACCCAAGCCCAGAAUGACUAUGGACCACCGCAAAAAUCUUCUUCUUCCAGGCCUUCCUGUUCUUGCCUUGUGGCAAUAGCUUUGGGGCUUCUAACUGCAGUUCUUACCAGUGUGCUGCUACACCAGUGGAUCCUGUACCAGGGCUCCAACUACUCCACUUGUGCCAGCUGUCCUAGCUGUCCAGACCUCUGGAUGAGAUAUGGUAACCAUUGUUAUUAUUUCUCAGUGGAGAAAAAGGACUGGAAUUCUAGUCUGCAAUUCUGCCUAGCCAGAGAUUCACACCUCCUUAUCAUAACGAGCAACCAGGAAAUGAGCCUGGUCAAAGGUUUCCUCAGUGAGGCCUUUUGCUGGAUUGGACUGAGGAACAAUUCUGGCUGGAGGUGGGAAGAUGGAUCACCUCUAAACUUCUCAAGGAUUGCUUUUAAUAGUUUAGUGCAGACAUGUGGUGCCAUCAACAAAAAUGUUCUUCAAGCCUCAAGCUGUGAAGUUCUUUUACAGUGGGUGUGUAAGAAGGUCAGACGUUGAUGGAUGGCCACUGGUCCUGACCCUCGGAUCUGUCAUGUAUCCCUAAAAGGAGGGAGCCGGCCACAGGCGGUUAGAAAGCCAGGAGCAUAUGGUUAGCAAAUACUGGACUUUCUCAGAUAUGGCAUUACAUGCAAGACAACCUCCUAGGGAUUGAUGCCUAACUGAUGGAUUCUCUUGGAGACUAUUUAGAUAUGUCAACAAUCUAAAGACCAGAUCUAAGCAAACUUUUGAAAUAGAUGUUUGUUUUUUGUAUUUCUCAGUAUGCCAACUAAUGCUGCCACCCUCAUCCCCUGCCCAACCAUCUCUGUCAAAAAUACAUCUUUUUCAUAUUAUAUUCUGAGCUAAUCUGAUAAGAUCUAUGCCAUAUAUACUAUUGCUUAUGUACUAGAGAAGUACAUUAUUACUCCUCUAGUACAUUACCGAUUCCUGGCGGUAUGCUUUUAUCCUAACGGUGAUCCUUGCAGAUCAAACUUUAUUCUAAAGAAUAAACCUAGCUGGGCAUGGUGGUGUGUACCUGUAGUCCUAGUUAUCUGGGAGGCUGAGGUAGGAGAAUUGCUUGAGCCCAGGAGUUUGAGGCUGUGAUUGUGAGCUAUGUGUAGUGAGCUAUGAUUGUGCCACUGCACUCCAACCUGGGAGACCCAGCAAGGCUCUAUCUCUUAAAAAAAAUGCUAAUGGUGAGAACAUAAAUUGUGGGAAGUGAGUGAGAGCAAAGUGGUACUUCCUCCUUCUUAGGUCUUCACACUUAAUGCAAAAACCUGGUCUUGGUUGAUUUUUUUUUUUUUUCUGAGUAUGCAUAGAUAUGGUUGAAUAAACCAAUGUAUAAUUGUAUCUUUUCUAUUCUGUGAAUAUGUGACCUGCAUAUUAAUUUCAAGAUAGCAAUGAAUUCGAUAAGGCAUUUUCAUAGAGGAAAGUUUACAGAGACAGUUUAUGUGGUUGGAUCACCAAAUUGUCUUAGGCACUAAUGCCUCAAAAAUAAGAAAAACUUUAUUAUUUCUCCUUAGUAGAGUUUAGGCAUUCAUAAGGAGAGAGGUGUAGUAAUGAAGGAGACCAUAAUUCUUUUUGUCUUUAUCUUUCAUAGUUUUUUUUAACAAAACAUGGACUAUAUCUUAUCUACCACUGUAUCCCAAAUACCUAUGAUAGUGCUCACAUUCAGUGACUAUUAAAUAAAUAAAUGGAUGAAU
Callithrix jacchus (white-tufted-ear marmoset) is the source of this 2210-nucleotide messenger RNA. It is a transcript of the gene KLRG1, whose product is annotated as killer cell lectin like receptor G1. Lineage: Eukaryota; Metazoa; Chordata; Mammalia; Primates; Cebidae. The record is from RefSeq and is a predicted model, not a curated record.